This is a messenger RNA of Neopsephotus bourkii (Bourke's parrot), 1680 nucleotides long. RefSeq names its product iroquois homeobox 6 (gene IRX6). The record is from RefSeq and is a predicted model, not a curated record. The coding region runs from base 96 to 1406 and encodes 436 amino acids. NCBI's taxonomy places the organism in Eukaryota, Metazoa, Chordata, Aves, Psittaciformes, Psittacidae. Gene Ontology annotation, cellular component: nucleus. Gene Ontology annotation, molecular function: DNA-binding transcription factor activity, RNA polymerase II-specific; RNA polymerase II cis-regulatory region sequence-specific DNA binding. The transcript is spliced from 5 exons. Gene Ontology annotation, biological process: cell development; regulation of transcription by RNA polymerase II; neuron differentiation.
AUGUGUGUGUGAGAAGGUGCAUCUUGAAGAGGGGUUUAGUUACAAUCGAUCUUGGGGGGGAAAUAUUGCCUAUGGUCCAAAAAUAAGGAGCGACUAUGUCCUUCUCCCAGUUCGGAUACCCCUACAGCACCACUUCACAGUUCUUCGUGUCCGGCAACCCCACCAUGACCUGCUGCGAGGCUGCGCCCCGCUCUGCGCCGGAUACCUCCCAGGGGCCGGCCUCCGCCUCCCUCUGCUGCGCCUCGUACGAGAGCCGGCUGCUGCCGCCGGGCCGCGCCGAGCUCAGUGCGGCGCUGGGCAUGUACGGUGCCCCGAUCGCCGCCGGCCAGGGCUACGGCAGCUACCUGCCCUACGGCACCGAGCCCGCCGCGCUCUACUCCGCGCUGAACCCCCAGUAUGAAAUCAAGGACGGCGCCGGCACGUUGCACUCGGGAAUCGCGCAGUCCGCUGCCUACUACUCCUACGAUCAUUCCUUCGGGCAGUACCAGUACGACAGGUAUGGGACAGUGGAUUUCAGUGGCUCGGCCAGACGCAAAAACGCAACGCGGGAGACGACGAGCACCCUCAAGACCUGGCUGUACGAGCACCGAAAAAACCCCUACCCCACCAAAGGAGAGAAAAUCAUGCUGGCCAUCAUCACCAAAAUGACCCUGACCCAAGUGUCCACUUGGUUUGCUAACGCCAGAAGGAGGCUCAAGAAAGAAAACAAAAUGACCUGGUCUCCCAAGAACAAAGCGGGGGAAGAGAAGAAAGAACCAACCCCGCGGGAAGAGGAGGAGUACAGCGCGGAGGGCGAAGGCAGAGAGCAGAAGAAGUGCAAAGAGGACAAGGAGCUGCAGUUCAGCGACCUGGAGGAGGCGGAGGAGGAGGAAGAGGAGGAGGCGGGGAAGCCGGAGAAGGGCCGGGCCAGCUCCCUGCAGGCAGCCCCCAGCAUCGCUGCGGCGCUUCCCGAGGCUCUGCGGAGCGAGUGCAGCCUGCCCGGCUCCUUCCGCGCCUUGCCCUGCGCAAAGGCCCCCGCUGCGGACUUCGCACCCCCCGCCCUGUCCGCCCCGCCACUGCCCUACGUGUCCGCGGAGAAGCCGCGCAUCUGGUCGCUGGCGCGCACCGCCGGGGCCAGCGCUGCGCGCAGGGGCAGCCCCGAGGGCGGCGGCGCGGCGGGGGAGCAGCCCCUGCCCGCCAAGGCCUUCCGGAGCUCCGCUUUCAACCUGCAGCCGCUCCCGCAGAGCUGCGCGUCCCAUCGCGGCCUGGGGGAGUCAUGCCAGUACGCGGCGGCGGGCGAAGGUACCCGCGGCGGCGGGGCCGCGGGGACGGGCGGGCCGGGCCGGGACACAAGGCGCGGCGUGAGCCCGCCUUCGGCUGACAACCUCCGUAUAAUCGCCUCGGGCCCGGAGUGGCGGCGGCGUUAAGCCGGGCCCAGGUGUCAGGCAGGCGCGGGUCCGUGUCCCCCAGCGGUGCAGACGCCAAGGCCUCGCCGCUGCAGGCGAGUAGGCAGGGGAGGGCUGCUGGGCCGGGCCCGGCCCACUGCGAGCCGCUUGUGUCUGUGCAGGCUUCGGGCGGGGCGCCAAGGGCGGCCCGGGAAGCUCCGAGCUGGGCGUGCCGUGCCUGGACAGGCUGCGGACGGCGUUCCGGCCGGUGCUGCGGUGGUGAGGUAGGUGACGGGCCGGCUGCUGAGCCGACCCC